UAAAAUGAUUGAAAGCGGACAUCCCUGGAUGGGUGGGGCAUCAACCUCUUCAGUAACAGCAGACAGUUAUCAAUAUCAACUGCAAUCAAUGUGGCAAAAAUGUUGGAAUACUAAUCAACAAAAUUUGGUACAACAAUUGCGCUUUCGUGAACGUGGCCCGUUAAAGUCUUGGCGUCCCGAAGCAAUGGCCGAAGCUAUAUUUAGUGUGUUGAAGGAGGGUCUUUCGCUAUCACAGGCCGCACGCAAAUAUGAUAUUCCCUAUCCCACUUUUGUGCUAUAUGCAAAUCGUGUGCAUAACAUGUUGGGCCCAUCGUUGGAUGGUGGUGCCGAUCCACGUCCAAAAGCGCGCGGACGUCCACAACGUAUUUUGUUGGGCAUGUGGCCGGAGGAACUGAUACGCUCGGUUAUAAAAGCGGUUGUGUUUAGGGAUUAUCGCGAGAUUAAAGAGGAUAUGGGGCAUGUGUAUGCCAAUGGACAAAUGCAAGCGGCUUCCUCAUUUGGUGUAGCUGGUAAUGCUGCUGUCGCAGCCGCUGCGGCUAAUGGCUAUCAUAAUGCCGCCAAACUCGCCGCACAGAAUGCUGCCCUUGCGCCACCCGAUUCGCCCAGUCCACUCUCCACCAUGACCGAAACAUUGCGCCGCCAAAUAAUGUCACAGCAGCAGCAAUCACCCAUCUCGCAGACGAUGAAUAUGUACAAAUCGCCGGCAUAUUUGCAACGUUCCGAGAUCGAAGAUCAAGUAUCGGCUGCGAAUGCUAAGCAGCAUGCGGAAGCGCGCCGCAGCUCAGAUAGCAUGCCUGAUUUGAGCACACUGGGUGGAUUGAUGGGUAUACCCGGGUUGAAUGUGAUGCCCACACAAGCAGCCUCACGUGUUAGUCAACUGCAUCAGAGUGGUGCUAACUAUGCCCGAGAGCGUGAACGUGAACGAGAACGUGAGCGCGAGCGAGAACGUGAUCUAAAAGAAGCCAUGCAAGCGCGUCAAUAUGGCAAUCAGUCGCGUGGGUCUAUCGGCGCAGUAAGUGGUGGAGGUAGUAGUAGUCAAAAGAUGCCAGCCACUGCAGCUGCGGUCGCUGAUCCGGCUGCCACCUAUGCGCACUACAAGAAUAAAGAGCAUGCGACCAACUAUGCAUUUAAUAAGCGGUUUGCCGAAACGCUGCCGCCUGGCAUAGAUUUCGAGGCGAUCGCCAAUGGAUUGCUGCAAAAGACGGUAAAUAAGAGUCCGCGUUUCGAAGAUUUCUUCCCUAGUGAAUUUUUUGGCAAUGCCGAAAGUGGUGCCAGCGCUGGAGCGGCAUAUCCACCGACACGCGAAUCGCCGCUAAUGAAAAUCAAGCUGGAGCAUCAGGCGAAUGCUGAAGUACCGCAUGAGGAUUAAAAUGAAAAGAUGGGAGAGAGAGAGAGGUUAGGAAAGGGAGCAGGAAAAAUACAAAAUGCUGAAGUAGUUGAAGUAUUCUUUUAAUGUGGAAGGGUAAGAUAAUAAUUUAGUCACUGGAAGACAUACCAGUGAACGUACGUAUAUGUAUAUGAAAAUGUCUGCAUAUAGGAAAUAAAGUUGAAAGGAGGGAGAAAGAAUUCUUUAAGAAUAAACUUUUUUGACUGCUAUUAAACCCCAACGUUUGUAAGUUAGCUGAUAAGUUUUAGGUUUAGGUACAAAAAUAAAAACAUGCAAGUAUACACGCACACAUGUACACACAAAAAUAUGCUAGCAAGCACUCAAUUGAAAAAAAUAUAUGCAAAAAAAAAAUAUAUAUAUUUAAAAAGGUAAGUACGUAUAAUAAUUUGAUUAGCCGUAGGUGAGUGCUGAAGCUACACGCAAACGUAUGAGCAGCGCUGAUAAGUAUGUUAAAAAAAUUAAGUAAAUAAUAUACAUAUUUACAGUUAGUUUUCCAUUAGGUACUAAAACAGACAAAAAUACAAUAGUAAAAAACUGAAGUAGUAAAUUAAGAAGAAAAAUAAAAGGAAGGAAAACGUUGUCUUUUUUAUUUCAACUACUACAUACACAUAAUAUAUUACUCUACAUGCAUAAGAUCUCGUUGUAUGACACAUACAAGUAUACAUAUAUGUAGUGUAUUCUCUUAUUUAUUUGCUUCCCAGUGUUUGUCUAAUGCUUGCAUAUUAUACAUACACAUACAUAUGCAUAUGCUUACACAUAAAUACAAUAAUUUUUAUUAAAACAUUAUUCUUACGUAAUUAAAAAAUAUUUAUGAAACUAAGUUUUUGAAAAUAAUAGACUUGAGCAUUUUUAAAUGUGCGAAUAGGUGUCUAAGUGUCAUUAUAUUUAAUAUUUUAAGCAUAGGCGUGUGUAUAUGCUGUCAAACAAACAACAAAAAACAAAAGCUAGUAAUAAUAAGAAAAAAUUAGUUAUAGUGAAAAAUAGAAAAAAGUUAGACUGCUAAUAAUGUUUUUUAAUCCUAAACAUCACGUCUGCUGACAUUUGAUAUCCCUUCCAAAUUACAAAUGCCUUUUUUAUUAAACAAAGAAAAUUCCAAAAUUAAGUUCUCUGAAAAAUACUAAGCUAAGUAUUUCUUGACUUCCUUUAAAACUAUGGUUUAAUUGUAAAUAAUGUACAAAUGAAAUUAAAAAGUGUAAAAAAGCUUCAAAACUAAGGCAAAGUAAAAUAUUAAAUUAUAAGUGAGAUACUUUUGAAAAGUAUACAUACAUAUAUAUGCAUACAUAUACAGGGUAUUAAAUAAAGGAUGUGAAAUAUUUAAUGAUGUCAUAUAUUCAGAAUCGUUAGCUUGCGGACCUAUGCUUAUUAAGACUUCUUUGCUUCUUAUGGUCCACACCAGUAUAUCCUUAAAUAUUUUAGAUAUUUUUUAACACCCUGUAUGUGUAUUUGGUGCAAUUGCAUAAUCAUAAUUAAUAUAAACAUAUAGAAAGUUUGUGUUUCACACACAUUCUUACGCGCACACAAGUAAAAAAGUUGCUUGCAUACUUGGAAAACAAAUUCCAUGACUUGUGCUUUUGCGACUUUGGUGUUUACUAUAAGUACAUACAUACAUACAUACAAAAAUAUAUCUACUUUUCAUUGUAUUUACUAGCCACGUAGGUACGAAAUAAGAAAUAAUAAAAUUAUAUACAUACAUACAAAUAUACUACAUAAAAUGUAAUGUAAUGAUAAUUAUUGGUGUAUGCUAGAGAAAGUCAACAAACAUGCAUACAUAUAAAAUGACGUGAAUAAAUAUUUUAGU
Molecule: messenger RNA, 3185 nt
Organism: Anastrepha obliqua
Lineage: Eukaryota; Metazoa; Arthropoda; Insecta; Diptera; Tephritidae
Product: protein bric-a-brac 2-like
Exons: 3
Coding region: 5-1369 (454 amino acids)
Biological process (GO): regulation of transcription by RNA polymerase II
Cellular component (GO): nucleus
Molecular function (GO): DNA binding
Source: RefSeq, a predicted model, not a curated record